CAGUGUUGUUUUUGUAUGCAAGAAGCAUACAGAAACUUUGCACUUAGGGCAAAGAACCAUAUUCUCUCCCUAUCUGUCUCUCCCUCUCGUCCCUAUCCAAUUUCAAAACCCUUUGUUUCUGCAGAGAGAGCGAUGCUGGAUCCUAUGGACCUGCUCCUAUUCAAUCUCUCCCGGGUUCGGAUCCCGGAACCCACCAACCGCAUCUACAAGCAAGAAUGCUGCAUCUCUUUUGACACUCCGAGAUCAGAAGGUGGUUUGUUUGUGGACAUGAACACAUUUCUUGCUUUUGGGAAGGAUUGUGUGGGCUGGAACUAUGAAAAGACCGGAAAUCCAGUUUAUUUGCAUAUAAAGCAAACAAAAGUGUUGGUUCCUGAAGAUAGGCCUUUGAAGAAACCCACACUCAUGGCUAUAGGUGUCGAUGGGGGAUUUGAUAACAAUGAGCCUGAAUAUGAAGAAACACACAAUAUAGUCCUACUGCCUGAUUAUGUAACUCUUCCAUUUCCUUCUGUCGAAUUACCAGAGAAGGUAAGAUUGGCAGUUGAUGCCAUUUUAUUGGCUGAGGGUGCUGAGAGGAAAGAACAACUUGCAGCAUGGACAGCCGAGAAGAAGCAAGUUAGUGCUUAUGCAACGAAUUUGCAACAGAUUGACAAUGGUAUUAUUAUUCCUUCAUCUGGCUGGAAAUGUUGCAAGUGUGAUAAAAGAGAAAACCUUUGGUUAAAUCUAACUGAUGGAAUGAUCCUUUGUGGGAGGAAAAAUUGGGAUGGAACUGGUGGCAACGACCAUGCCAUUGAACACUAUAAGGAAACAGGCUAUCCUCUUGCUGUAAAGCUGGGGACAAUUACAGCUGAUCUGGAAGGAGCAGAUGUUUUCUCAUACCCAGAGGAUGAUAGUGUAUUAGACCCACUUUUAGCACAACAUCUGGCAUUUUUUGGCAUUGAUUUCUCAUCAUUACUGAAGACAGAAAUGACAACUGCUGAAAGAGAGCUUGACCAGAAUACCAAUUUUGACUGGAACCGGAUUCAAGAAAGUGGACAGGAGGUUGAACCGAUAUUUGGACCUGGUUACAAUGGACUUGUCAAUCUUGGAAACAGCUGUUAUAUGGCAGCGACUAUGCAAGUUGUGUUUUCAACACACUCUUUCUAUUCCAGAUACUUCAAGAAUCAAAGUUUGAAAAUGGCUUUUGAAAAAGCACCAGCUGACCCCACUGUAGACCUGAACAUGCAGUUAACAAAGCUGGCGCAUGGUUUGCUGUCUGGUAAAUACUCCGUUCCUGUAACCGAGGAAAAAGAUCGUACAAAUGCCAUUGCCCCUACAACAAAAUUAAAACAGGAAGGGAUACCUCCUCGUAUGUUUAAGGCGGUUAUAGCUGCCAGCCAUCCUGAAUUUUCUUCCAUGAGACAACAGGAUGCCUUGGAGUUCUUCCUUCAUUUUCUUGACCAAGUUGAACGAGUUCAUUCUGGAAGACCUGAAGUGGAUCCUGCGAGGAGUUUUAAGUUUGGCAUCGAAGAUCGUAUUAUGUGUUCGUCUGGGAAAGUUGCUUACAAUAGAAGGGUUGACUACAUUCUCUCAUUAAACAUCCCACUUCAUGCUGCCACUAAUAAGGAAGAACUUGAAGCCUUUCAGAAAUUGAAAGCAGAAAAGAUUGCGGAAGGCAAGGAAGUAUCCGGUGAUGAGAUUGUACGUCCAAGGGUUCCUCUAGAAGCAUGCCUUGCAAGCUUUUCAUCUCCCGAAGAGAUACAGGAUUUUUACAGCACUGGUUUGAAGGCCAAGACAACGGCUGUGAAGAGUGCAGGUCUAACUUCGUUCCCUGAUUAUCUGGUGUUGCACAUGCGAAAGUUUGUAAUGGAAGUGGGUUGGGUGCCGAAAAAACUUGAUGUAUAUAUAGAUGUUCCUGAUAUCAUAGAUAUCAGUCACAUGCGCAGCAAGGGACUCCAACCUGGUGAAGAGUUGUUGCCGGAGGGCGUUUCAGGGGAAGAGGAGGAACCAAAUGAGCCUGUUGCUGACGAGAGUAUUGUUUUCCAGCUUGUUUCAAUGGGUUUUAAUCAUUUUCACUGUCAGAAAGCUGCCAUUAACACGUCAAAUACUGGAGUGGAAGAGGCAAUGAAUUGGCUACUUUCUCACAUGGAUGCUGCAGAUAUAGAUGCUCCCAUUUCUCAAGGGGGACAGUGUGCGGUUGACCAAUCAAAAGUUGAUAUGUUGAUUUCAUUUGGUUUUCAAGAAGACACUGCUCGGAAGGCACUGAAAGCAUCGGGUGGUGACAUCGAGAAAGCCACGGAUUGGAUAUUCAACAAUCCUGAUGCUUCUGCUUCAUCGGACAUGGAUGCGACAACAUCUGACACUGCAUCUACUGUGAUUGAUGCUGGACUGCCUGAUGGAGCAGGGAGAUAUAGACUCAUUGGAAUUGUAAGCCACAUCGGAACAUCUACUCAAUGUGGUCAUUAUGUUGCUCACAUCUUGAAAGAUGGCAGAUGGGUUAUUUUCAAUGAUGACAAAGUUGGAGCUUCCGUUAAUCCUCCCAAGGACAUGGGAUACCUUUACUUCUUUGAGAGACUUAGUAGUUAAGUUGAGGGACACCACAUUUGUCGACACUGGAAGAUGAGACCUGAGAUGUUCAAAGGUGUAAAAGAGGCAGUGCAGGAAUUUGCUGAAACUGCGUAAUUUUGCCAAUAUGCUGGGGGAUGGUGUUUGAAUUUGCUACAUAGAUUCAUGCCAAUUGCUGAGGUUCCGCAUUCGGAUUUAGCCAAGUUUCUUCUUCAUUUAUUGAAGUUCUUGUACUUAAGAAAUUUUUUUAUGAACGGUAACAUGUACAAGGACCAUCUUGAAGUCCAUUCUUAUUUUUGUUGGGUCAUUAAGUAGUGUUUUUGUUCGGUACACAAUUAUAUAUUAUAUAUAUAUAUAUAUAUAUAUUAAAUGUUUACUACAA
This is a messenger RNA of Pyrus x bretschneideri (Chinese white pear), 2923 nucleotides long. RefSeq names its product ubiquitin carboxyl-terminal hydrolase 14-like. Gene Ontology annotation, molecular function: protein binding; cysteine-type deubiquitinase activity; zinc ion binding. The record is from RefSeq and is a predicted model, not a curated record. Bases 16 to 2562 code for a protein of 848 amino acids. The transcript is spliced from 20 exons. NCBI's taxonomy places the organism in Eukaryota, Viridiplantae, Streptophyta, Magnoliopsida, Rosales, Rosaceae. Gene Ontology annotation, biological process: protein deubiquitination.